Messenger RNA from Thlaspi arvense, 381 nucleotides. The record is from the annotation of a GenBank genome assembly. NCBI's taxonomy places the organism in Eukaryota, Viridiplantae, Streptophyta, Magnoliopsida, Brassicales, Brassicaceae.
AUGGGUUAUUGUAUAUUGGAUGGUUUGCCUUAUACAAGAUCUUGGAUGUCCUUCCACUGCAGGCAUGGGAAGGCUUACCUCUUCAAUAAGGUAAGGAAAAGAAGGAAUAUACUGCCUCCUAUUUCUGGCAGAGUGAAUGUGACUCUUGGAGAGAGAGAAGAUAGAAUGAUGAUGACUGGACUGCAUACUGUUGCUGACAUUUUCUGUGUUGGGUGCGGAUCAAUAGUGGGAUGGAAAUAUGAAACUGCCCAUGAAAAGCACCAAAAGUACAAGGAAGGGAAAUCUGUCCUUGAGCGAUUUAAGAUUUCAGGGCCAGAUGGGAGCUACUACUGGGUUGGUCAUGAAGCACAUGUUGGUGGAAGUGAUGCAGAUGAUGUUUGA